Messenger RNA from Canis lupus familiaris (dog), 1866 nucleotides. RefSeq names its product chromosome 1 C9orf40 homolog (gene C1H9orf40). The transcript has 2 exons. Lineage: Eukaryota; Metazoa; Chordata; Mammalia; Carnivora; Canidae. The record is from RefSeq and is a predicted model, not a curated record. Bases 177 to 773 code for a protein of 198 amino acids.
UCCCCAACGUCCGGCAGCCCCUCGGCCGCAGCGGGGGCGACGCGCGCGGGCAGCGCCGGGCCCGGCCGCCCCGCCCCCCGCCCUCCGUCGCGCGCCCAGCCCUCGCCCUCCGCCCCCGGAGUUAUCGGCGCUGGGCCUCCCGCGCCGGGCGGGCUCCGCCCGAGGCCCCGGGGCCCAUGGCCAAGCGGCGUGCGGCCGAGCCGCUGACGUUCCACGUGCCUUGGAAGCGGCUCCUGCUCUGCGACUUCCCCGAGGAGCCGCCGCCGCCGCCGCCGCCGCCGCUCUGGAUCCCGCCGCCGGGGCCCUCGCAUCCCGGGCAGCCUGUCGGCGCCCCGGAGCUGCCCCGAAAGCGCAAAAUCGACGCCGGGGCUAUGACUGAGCCUUCAGCUUCGCCCAGCAAGCGUCGCGACGGCGGGGACACCGGCGUUCCGGGCGGCGUGCAGCGCGACGGCCGAGGCCUGGAGACGGGCGAGCCGCCGCUGCAGCAGCCUCCCGCGCGGCCCCGCGGGCCGGGGGAGGAGCCCCGGGGCGCCCGGCCCCCGAGGGGCGGCGGCGACGACGGGGCGGGGCGCACGGAGCCCCGGCGGGGAGACUGGGGGGCAGCACCGCGCCAGCUCAAUGAAGAAUUUUGGCAGUAUAACACCUUCCAGUACUGGAGGAAUCCUUUACCACCUAUUGAUCUGGCUGACAUCGAAGAUGUGAUUGAAGACAACUCAACAGAAGCAGCGCUUCAGGGCAAGAAUGAAGUGGUUGAGAUUGACAUGGAGUCCUGACGGAAGGAGCUGAAGAAUAGGUUCUUCUUAAUUUGAGGAGACAUCUCUUAAGUGAAUUUACAUAUUCUUAAGAAGAAAAGUUAUUUUCCAUACUUGAUGUGAUACCAUUCCCAAACCUGAAAAAUGAGGAACAGUUAUUUUAAAGAUAAAUGCCUAUAGCCACUACUGAAACUCCCAAAAAGGAUUUGUCAAGGAUCUAGUGCAGUUACAGGGGAAGUAUUUUAUAUAUGUACUCUUGCAGAGAAAUUUAUGUUUAGACUCUAAAUUCGAAAACAUUGAUCUCAUAAAAAGGAAUUCUGACAGUUUUAGAAGUGGGAAAUGUUUAAAUAUUCUUCUUCUCUGUACCAAAAAGUCAAUUUGUGGUACAUGAAAUGAGUAUUGUUUUAUAAUAACUUAUUAAUAAAAUGCUUUCUAGUACAUUGUAUUGACUCUUAGUUGAACAAAUAGCCCACUUAAACAUCUAUGCAAACUUAAAAUGUGGGAGAUAUUUAAAGGUGGCAUAGUUUUAAGAGAACUUUCUAAAUGUAGAAUGUAAAGUAGUGAGAAUUUCAAUUUGGGUAGCAUGUUUGCAUAGUUUCCAGUGUUUGAUAUUUGUUUAACUCUACUUUGGGGAAUCAUAAAUGGAUAAAGAGCAAGGAGAGGCAAAUAGGUGCUUUCCUCCCCCUUUUCCCAGGAUAAGAGGAAAGAAAUUCAGUUGCAUUUCUUAAUUUCUUGGUUUUGAAUUGUUUUGAGGGUAUGGUUUUUAUUGCUUAUUACUUUAGACUUGUAGUUCUCAAUACUGACAAUACUUCAGAAAUCCUUGCCUGAGCUUCACUGGAGAGAUUCCUGUCUGAAUGGGGCUUGGGUAUAGCUAUUUUUUUAAGCACCAAUCCUCCUUUUCCCCAAUCCUAAUAUGCCGACAGCUUUGAGAACCACUAGACAGACUAAUGGUAGUUUUUCCUGUUUAAAGGAGAUAACUAAUUAGAGAUGAAGCAGCUCCUCUUAAUUAGCUUUGUUUUUAUUUCACUCUUUCAGUGGCUUUGUUACAAGUAAGUUAUUGUGUUACUACUAUUUCGUAGUUAACAAAAUAAAGUAAGCAGUUUGUGUUUGAGUA